Messenger RNA from Ficedula albicollis (Collared flycatcher), 1958 nucleotides. RefSeq names its product ovalbumin-related protein Y-like. Gene Ontology annotation, biological process: negative regulation of endopeptidase activity. Gene Ontology annotation, molecular function: serine-type endopeptidase inhibitor activity. Lineage: Eukaryota; Metazoa; Chordata; Aves; Passeriformes; Muscicapidae. The record is from RefSeq and is a predicted model, not a curated record. The coding region runs from base 101 to 1267 and encodes 388 amino acids. The transcript has 8 exons.
GAUAUAUUCCAAGGGGUUCAUCAGGUCUGCCCCAAGUACAGCUGAGAAGCUGUGCUAUACCUUUCCCUGGUGAAUCUGAUCAGACAACAGGGAUCUCACAAUGGGUUCCAUCAGUGCAGCAAAUGCAGAAUUUUGUUUCGAUGUAUUCAAAGAGGUGAAAUUUUACCGCAGCAAUGACAACGUGCUCUUUUCCUCCCUGAGCAUGCUUUCAACCCUGGCCCUGGUGUAUAUGGGAGCAAGGGGUAAGACUCAGUCCCAGAUGGAGAAGGUUCUUCACUUUGACAAUGUUACAGGAGAUGGAGAAAUUUCUGAUUCCCAGUGUGGCACUCCUGAAUACAUCCACAAAUCAUUCAAGGAUCUUCUCUCAGACAUCAGCAGGCAAAAUGCUACUUACUCACUCAGGAUUGGUGACAGACUCUAUAUUGAAAAAACAUACCCUAUUCUUGAGGAAUACAUAAAGUGUGCAAAGAAAUUCUAUAGAGCAGAGCUGGAAGAAGUUGACUUCAAAACAGCUGCAGAGGAAGCAAGACAGCUCAUCAAUUCCUGGGUGGAGAAAGAGACAAAUGGACGGAUCCAAGACUUCCUUGUGUCAGACUCUGUUGAUCUCAACACUGCACUGGUCUUUGUGAAUGUCAUUUACUUCAAAGGGAUUUGGAAAACUGCAUUUAAAGAAGAACACACUCAGGAAGAGCCUUUCAAUGUGACUGAGCAAGAGAGCAGACCCGUGCAAAUGAUGCGUCAGAACAACACCCUCAAAGUGGCAAGAGUGGCUGAAGACAAAAUUAAGAUCCUGGAGCUUCCAUAUGCCAGUGGAGAGCUGAGCCUGUUGGUGCUGCUGCCUGAUGACAUCUCUGGCCUGGCACAGCUUGAGAACAAAAUCAGCUAUGAAAAACUCUUGGAGUGGACCAGUCCCAAGGUGAUGGAAAAGAAGAGGGUGAGAGUGUACCUCCCACGCAUGAAGAUUGAGCAGAAAUACAACCUCACAUCUGUCUUGACAUCCCUGGGUAUGACCGACCUGUUCAGCCCCAGGGCCAACCUCUCUGGCAUCUCUUCAGCAGAGGGCCUGAGGAUAUCUGAGGCCAUCCACGAGGCAUACAUGGAAGUCACUGAAGAGGGCACUGAGGCAGGUGGCUCAGAGGUUGUGACUGGAGACAUCCAACAUUCCUCUGAGUUUGAAGAGUUCAGGGCUGACCACCCAUUCCUUUUCUUGGUUAAGCACAAUCCGAGCGACAUGAUCCUCCUCUUUGGUAGAUACUGUUCUCCCUAAGGAGGAAAAGGGCUGGAAAUAAUGCUUGCCUAUCCCUAAGAAACAGACCCCCUUUACUCUAGUAUUGUAGUAUAAUCUCAUCCCUUCACUAUCUCUAAGUGGAAAGCCUUCAAUAUCUAGGAAGAAAUUCCAGAAGAAGUGUGUGACUUUUCAGAUUUUGGGGUUGUAGAUAUUUCUGCUUAAGUUGUACUUAGGAAUUAUAUCCAGGAAUAAAUCAGACCUUCAAGAGGUAGCUCAGAAGUAUUUUCCAUCGUGAUUGAAUGACUUAAGAUUCAGGACCAGUGUUUUGAUUCUUGUGAAAAAUUCUGACACUGAUAUUGAAAGUCUGUUUUUUCUAUAGGAGUUCUCUGAAAUAAACACAGCUUUUAGAAUAAUCUUGUUUCUUUCUGUUGAACUCGUUGGGCAACCAUGCUUGAAUCGAUGCCUGGACAACUUGCAGACAAAAUUCAUUAUUUCAGCAAAUAAUUCUUCUUUUGAGUGCAUUGGUGCUUCCUUGUGCUGCACAUAUUGUAAGGCUAAGGUCUCUUGUUCUGAGGGGGCAUGCAGAAAGUUUACCAUGCCUUCUUAAAUCAUCAUCUCCAAACAUAACACCUUCCUGACUGAUACAAUUUCCCAUCUUUAUUCCCGUGACAUGUCAUUGAUUUUGUGAAUGUCAAUUGUUGGUCAUUCUAUUUAUUCUAAUAAAAGCAUU